This is a messenger RNA of Trachemys scripta elegans, 3426 nucleotides long. RefSeq names its product POU class 3 homeobox 1 (gene POU3F1). Gene Ontology annotation, biological process: regulation of transcription by RNA polymerase II; brain development. The transcript has a single exon. The record is from RefSeq and is a predicted model, not a curated record. Gene Ontology annotation, cellular component: nucleus. Bases 29 to 1150 code for a protein of 373 amino acids. NCBI's taxonomy places the organism in Eukaryota, Metazoa, Chordata, Testudines, Emydidae. Gene Ontology annotation, molecular function: RNA polymerase II cis-regulatory region sequence-specific DNA binding; DNA-binding transcription factor activity, RNA polymerase II-specific.
GCCGUGCCCGCAGUGAGCGCGGGGAGCCAUGGCCGCCGCAGCUCAGUACCUGCCCCGCAGCACCGCCCUGCUGCACCCCGACUCCGACCGCCUGCACCAGGGCACCACCUACCGCGAGGUGCAGAAGAUGAUGCACCACGAGUACCUGCAGGGCUUGGCCAGCGGCUCCGGCCACCCCAUGAGCCUCACCCACCACCAGUGGCUGCCCAGCGCCGGCACUGACUGGGGCAGCGGCUCCCACCUGGGCCAGGCCGAGCACGGCAAGGGCAGCGUGCAGGGGGCGGGCCGGGAGGAGCUGCCCGGCGCCUUCCACCCCCGCUCCCACCUGGUGCACCAGCAGGCGCCCGGCAGCCACCCGGGCGCCUGGGCGCAGGGCAGCGGGCACCACCUGGCGCCCAUGUCCCCCACGUCCAGCAGCCACCAGCCGCUGCUCUACUCCCAGUCCGCCUACACGAACCUGAACGGCAUGCUGGGCCCCCAGGCGCCGGCCCUGCACCAUGGCCUGCGGGACCCCCUGGGCCACGAGGAGGCGGCCGGGCUGCACGACCCCCAGCUGGAGGCCUCCCCGCAGCACCUGGGCCACCCGCAGGAGCACUCGGACGAGGACGCGCCCAGCUCCGACGACCUGGAGCAGUUCGCCAAGCAGUUCAAGCAGCGGCGGAUCAAACUGGGCUUCACCCAGGCGGACGUGGGCCUGGCCCUGGGCACCCUCUACGGGAACGUCUUCUCGCAGACCACCAUCUGCCGGUUCGAGGCGCUCCAGCUCAGCUUCAAGAACAUGUGCAAGCUCAAGCCCCUGCUCAACAAAUGGCUGGAGGAGACCGACUCCAGCACGGGCAGCCCCACCAACCUGGACAAGAUCGCGGCGCAGGGCCGCAAGCGCAAGAAGCGCACCUCCAUCGAGGUGGGCGUGAAGGGCGCCCUGGAGAACCACUUCCUCAAGUGCCCCAAGCCCUCGGCCCACGAGAUCACCUCGCUGGCGGACAGUCUGCAGCUGGAGAAGGAGGUGGUGCGGGUCUGGUUCUGCAACAGGCGGCAGAAGGAGAAGCGCAUGACGCCGGCCGGGGUCCCGCACCCGCCCAUGGAGGAUGUUUACGCGCAGGCGGAGACCUCGCCGCUGCACCACCCGCUGCAGAGCUCGGUGCAAUGACUGGGCGGCGGGGCCGGGGGCUGAGGGCGCCGGGCAGGGGCAGGGGCAGCGCUGGAGUUUACAGUGGGGGCCCAGGAGCGAGGGACUGCAGGCAGAAGGGACCGCGCCGGGCCCGGCCAGGGAGCCCGAACCCCGCCAGCGGCCCCCAGCCCCUGCCCGGCGGGAAGCCGCGCUCGGGACUUUGUUUCUGCCGCUUGGUUUCGGGCCCUGGAUGCCGAGACUCGCCGGGCGGCGCGUGGAAAACGCUCGUUAAUUUAUUCCUCAGACUGGUUCGCACCUGAAUUUGUCUCUAAUUUAACUCGCUGUAUUUAUUUGACUUCCAAAAAUACCGCGCGCUCCAGAGCCCCGCGGCUCUGCAAACGCCGCGAGAGGAGAACUAGCCAAAGGUUUGAGAUCUAAUUUAUUCUUCGUUUGCUCCCGUGUCACUGACACUGUCUGCGGGGGGAGCUCCGCGGCCCGGCCCCCCACCCCCGCUUCAGGCUGGGACGGGUCGGGGAGGGCCGAAGCUCCCCCCGCACCCACCGCGGGCCCCUGGACCGGUUCCGAUGGCACUUAUCUCCCCCUUCUCCUGGGGGGCUGCUGCGCUCCCCGUGCCCGGGGCCCCAGACCGCCCCGUGGAGACUGCGGGCUCUUGGCUUCCCGGGGAGCGGGGAGUUUCCCCAGGGCUCGCCCCAGAGGGACAGGAGUAUCCCCGACUCCCCACGCCCCGGGCCCGGCCCUGCGGGGCCUGGGAGGGACGCUGGGGAGCCGGACGGGGGCGGGAGUUGCGGUCACUUCCCCGGCCCGGCUGUAAAUAUGUGAGAUAUGUACACACGUGUCCGCCGUCCCGGAUCCCCGCUCCUGCCCCAGCCGGUUUUUUACACGGACUGAUCCCGAGAGGCUAUUUUAAUAUUGUUUCCCGUCCCGUUUCUAUUUAUUUCUAACCGCGUUCGGCUCAUUCCGCAGCGUUGGGUUCGGAGGUUUGUUUUAUUUUUUAAUCGCAAAAAAAUAUGUAGCCCGCGAAGUUACGUUUCUAUUUAUGUUUAUAGUAAAUAUUUUUAUUACGUACAUAAACCAUUCCCCCAGGAACCGGUCUCGUGUCGUCUUUGCAGGCUGCUGGAGUCAGCUCGGACCCUGCCCGCCCGGGGAGCUGGCGAGGGCUUGGAGUUAGGGGAGCUGGGUUGGGCACCAACCCCCGCCAGGGCCAGGGCCAGGAGGGGGCAGGGACACUCCCUUGUCCUGCAGCCCAAGCCAGGCGGAGCUGCCCGGUCCUUCAGUCCGGCCAAGGUGGGCUCCGUCGCUUCAGCGGACUUCUUUUUUUUUCCCCACCCCCGUAGAAAGUUUGAGGCAAGUUGGGAUUUUCCUUUGCAAGGACCAUUCCCACCGCCUCGCCUGGCUCUGUAGGAACCAAGCCCCUGUUCCCAGCAGCAAGGGCGUCCCGUGCUCUCCCUGCAUGACAACGGGGCAGCUUCAGAGAGACCGGGACUGCAAUUGUUUAAACAAAGGCAAAUAAACUCCACUCGGGGCAGGGCACCUGCGGGACCCGGGCACCUGCCGGGCUGAUCGCUUGGCAUUUAAAGUUGUAGGGGAGAGCCGCUGAUUCCGCGUGGGGAAUUUAAUCCUAAAUCAUGAUUUCGGGUGUUCACUUUCGGUCCAAGGGGAAUGUGGCACAUUUGAGAUUCAGAGUCCAUGUUUACUGGCUGCAUCCUUCUAAAAUCUUAUAAGUCACAUCCCGUAACGGCCACGACUUAUAGGCAGCGUUUUGCCAAAAUUCUUCUCCAUUCUGCAGUGUGUGCCACUUGCUAUUGAUACUACAGGAGCUGUGGACUCCAUAAAUAGGUAAAUGUAAAAUCAAGAUCUUUAAACAAAUGUGUGGAAGCUCUUAAACUUACAAGGGUCUCUGGAAGAGAUGAGCUAUCCACAGGGAUCUCAGGAAAAGUAUAAAUCCUGUGCUGCAAUAUGUAUCACAUGCCCCCAGCUUCGGGGAAAGAAUCUGAUCUCAUUUGGUCUUCAUACACUGCAUUUUUUCAGGUUUUUUUUUUUCUCAUUCCAAAGGGUUUCCUAUACAGAAGGUAGAAUUACAAAAAAAUGUGUCUUGCAAAUAUCUUCCCCAUCAUAUUCGCAGUUAGUGCAGUGAGAGAGAUGUGCAGAAAGGGCCAAAUGUGCCCGUCUUACCUGAGAGAGAGAAAGGGAAACCCGCCUUUGGUUUUUUGAAGCGGAAGCCACUGGUCUAGUAACGUACAUUUUACCUGAAAAAGGAGGAAAAAAAUUCUCCCUAUUUUUCAUUUAUCAGAGAC